UCCAUGGCUUCUGCCGCAACUUGCACCGUCACUUCUUCUGACACCGAGCCCACAGAGUUUAUUUUACCUGACUUCUUCAGCAAUUGCCCUACCCCAUGCGACUAAACCCUCACUGUGAUCAGGUAUCUCGCGCUUGUGCACAAUGGCUUGCUAGCGAAGGCCAUCUAGUAGAGCCCGAUGUUACAAAAUAUACUACGAUAUUGCGCCCAGGUUACUUCGUUUCAUCUUGUUACCCUGAUGCGGAUGCUUUCCAUCUACAAGUCUGCGCGGACUUCCUGGGCUGGUCAUGGAAAUUGGAUGACUGGCUCGAGAUCGAAAGGUUGCUCCAUGUCAAUGAUGCAUGGAGAAUGCGUGACUGUUGCACAUCUGCGUACCGCGAUCCUGUCAACUUCCAGACGGAAAGACCUAGUGGAAAGAUGUGCAAAUCAUACUUCAGUCGCUUUAAGAAGACUGGCGGCCCUGGCUGCACAAAGCGCUUUAUUCAUACAAUGGACUUAUGGUUUAUCUCCGCGGCCAAGGAGGCGGAGAACCGCGUCAAGGGACAUAUCAAUGAUGUUGAAUCUUACAUCGAAUUUAGGCGCGACUUGAGCGGCUGCAAGCCUUGCUUUGCCCUUAUCGAAUUCGCCUGUCAGAUUGAUCUUCCCGACGAAGUAGUCUCGCAUCCAGUCAUCAUGACGCUGGAGGAGGCUGCCAAUGACUUCAUUUCUUGGUCAAAUGAUAUUUUCUCCUAUAACAUAGAGCAAGCUCGCAAUAGCACCCAUAAUUUAGUUGCUGUGCUCAUCGUCAAACAAGGUCUCGACCUGCAAGGUGCUAUUGACUACUCCGCCCAGCUAUGCAAUAUCUCCCUCCAACGCUUCGAAGAAAACCGUGCUGUCCUCCCCUCAUGGGGAGAAGAAGUCGACAAGGAUGUGGCUAAGUACGUCGAAGGACUGCAGAACUGGAUUACCGGUACGCUGCAGUGGUCCUUCGAGUCCGCCCGCUAUUUCGGGAAGGAUGCGCAUAUAAUCAAGCAGAACAGAAUUGUCAAGCUGGUUCCCAAGCGACCAUUGUGAAAUCCACAGCUAUUGUUGUAUGUAGGACCGUUUGACUUUGUGCC
This is a messenger RNA of Suillus plorans, 1096 nucleotides long. RefSeq names its product isoprenoid synthase domain-containing protein. Lineage: Eukaryota; Fungi; Basidiomycota; Agaricomycetes; Boletales; Suillaceae. The record is from RefSeq and is a predicted model, not a curated record. The transcript is spliced from 3 exons. The coding region runs from base 96 to 1052 and encodes 318 amino acids.